CCUUGUUUCAGUACAUUUGCAGUGCUCGAUCGGUUAGCAUCUUCUGUUCUGUCGAUCCUGAGAGAGGCUCGUACCAAUCGUUACAGAAGAUUAGUGUGUUUGUAUUAACUUUCCGAAAAAUCGUGAUAAGAUCGCUGAGUCAAGUGUCUUCUCGAGUGUGUAAUUUGAGCAGUUUUUCUUCAUUUUCGACUGCUCUAACGUGAUUCCGUUCUUUGCACCAAGUGUUCACAUAUCCAGCAUGUGUUUUUAGCUGUGAAAGACAGUGAGUGAGUGGUGGAUCGCACGAAGAGUAUAAUUCUAUGAGCUCCGGUUUUCUGUACUUAAAAACUUUGUAUGUUUAUUCUGUCGAAUCCCAGAGAUACCCGAUAGCGGAUACAGUCUGCGUUGGUCCAGCAGAGGGACCGCACGUGUUCUUGUUGUUCGCUUCAGUGAAGUGUAUUGGCAAAAAACUGAAUAAAAAUAUUACCUAGAAGAGGCUUCAUUAUCAUGGCUUCAAAAUCCUUUAUAUUGGUUAUAUCCGUCUUGUGCCUCGUAUCAUCUGCAGUAUUCGCCCAACAGAGGGUGGACGUAACGAACCAGGAAAUUCGCGAUGCCAUCCUUUCGUUGGUGCAUUCCUAUAGUCAGCUGGACAAUAAGCUAGAACGGCACGAGCAGAGGGAACGAUCCCUUGGCGAGCAGGUUAAGAAGGGUUUAAUCACGCUGCAGAAGAACCAGCGGGUAUUCGACACGCUGAAGGGAACGAUCACGCGGCUAGACGAACGCGUCAGCAGCAUCGAAACGGCGCUCCUCAGCCAAGAUGAGAAGAACACGAUGCAGCAAAUGAAGCUGGGUGAAACUCUUGAGGGGGUUCUGCGUUGGUUGACUGACAAUGCGCACGCGCUUGAGGCUAGAGUCCAGCCGGAACCUCCCCGGUCCGAGGAGGAGGGCGAGGGACUGGGAGCGAAGAUCGAGGAGCUUACCGAAAGUAUUAGAGAGCUGAGGCGGGAGAUGGCUGAACUGAAAUCGGACAGAGACUCUAUUGAGCAAACCAACCGUAAUCUGCUGGAGCAAACGGAGAAACUGCUUAGCGCCAAGGUCGACUCGUCGGGAGAGAUUAUCGGCAAAAUAGAGGAGCGGUUAUCUUCUUACUACAACAACCCGGUCGUUAUCUCCCACUCGAACGUUGACUUCGAGGAGAAGGUCAUCGCGAAGCUGGACAAGAUUGAUGCCGUCGCGAAGGAAAGUAAAUCGGUGGCGGACAGCUUGGCGGCCCAACCGCCUGCCCUAGAUAAGGAGUUUAUUCAUGGGCUGGUCAACGAAACGCUGGAAGCGAUAGAGGAUAUGCGUCUGGAGGUGUUGACUGCGUCCGAUAAGAGCUUCUCGAAGACGGCGACCCGCAUCAAGGAGAACAACGAAGUGCUGCAGGGCUCGGUGAAUGAGAUUCUGAAGACCCUGUCGGAGGAAAUCAUCGAUACGGAAGCUUUCUUCUCGGCCACCAAGAAAGACAUUGGUUCGCUGAAGGAUGAGAUUGCGGCACUGAGCAGAUUGGAGAAAUUCCUGCUGCAGACGGGUGAAAAUGUGCUGGAUGCCAAGCGGGGUAUUGACUACGGUAUUCAUCAAAUUCUUCGCGAGGUGACCGAGGUUGUGAAGGCCAAUUCGAAGGAACUGAAUGCAACGGUCACUAAGCGAUUUGAUGACAUUGGGGCUACUAUCUUGGAUAAUCAUAAUGGCGCGUUGACCAACCUCAGUUCGAAGAUCGAAACGGAGAUUAGCCAAGUUUGGCGACAGAUUGGUAUUAUGUAUCAGGAGAUUUCAUCCAGCAAGCAAGCAUUGGAUCGUCUGCAGCAACAGACGGAAACAUAUGUUAACGGAACAAUUACAACAAUGGACAGCAUGGAGGGCAAGGUUUCACUGAUCACCGGUCGAAUGUCUGAGGUGGAUUCAAACCUGAACUAUCUACUGGGCCGGUUGUCAUUGGUAACGCAAGAGUUCAAUCUGAUCAAGCGAGGUUUAGGCCAGGCGCUGGAUGAAAUCAAGAGUAGCUUCAUGGAGGUACAGAACCGUCUGAAGGGACCGGGACCACAUAAAAUAUCAUCCGCCGAAGUCGAGGACGAUCUGAGUCUAGCUCCGCCGGCUAAAUGAAGUGCCAUCGAAAAUUAUACCGCUUCUGCUAGUAUAUAAGAGAAUAUCCAAUGAGCCUAACAGGGGGAAAUCUAGUGUAUUCUUUUCUCUGCAGUUUGUGUGCUUAAGCAAUUUAGCGCAAAACAUAUUCAGAGUGUCUGCAGUUUAACAGAGUUUAUUUUAUUAUAGAUUACGAAUGUAAGCAUAAAGAUGAUUAAUAAAGUACUUGGAUUAAAUUUAA
This is a messenger RNA of Toxorhynchites rutilus septentrionalis, 2341 nucleotides long. RefSeq names its product adventurous-gliding motility protein Z. The transcript has 6 exons. The record is from RefSeq and is a predicted model, not a curated record. Gene Ontology annotation, cellular component: plasma membrane. Bases 487 to 2121 code for a protein of 544 amino acids. Lineage: Eukaryota; Metazoa; Arthropoda; Insecta; Diptera; Culicidae.